AUGGUGCUCUUUGCCCCCGCAAAGCUGACUUUUUCCGAAGUUUCCCCCCACUCUCUCAGAGCCGUCAGCCUCGAACACGGCCCCCAGUACAGCGCCAUCUACUGGGAAACUGGCCACCGCUCUUGGCUGCCCUUUUGGGCCGCAGCCACUCAGAAGUUCACUUGGAAACUCAUCGACGACCAGCUGCGGGGGCUGCUGCGGAUGACCUUGGCCGUGAGCCGCGAACCUUUUGUGUUUUACUCUUCAAGAAGUUAUUUCAGAAGUUAUUUCGGAGACCCUGAUGUCCACUUGGUGUCUCCGUUGGCAGCAAAGUUUCGCUUCAGCUUCAACGCAGCAGGCGUGGAGGCUUUCGAGGAGCUCGACGAGCUGCAGCAGCAGCAGCAGCAGCAGCAGCAGCAGCAGCGCAGCAGCAGCAGCAGCGCAGCAGCAGCAAACCACUUCUUUGCUUCUCAACAAGAUAAAAACAACGCCAUUGAUGCCAUUCGAAAAAGCGCAAAAAUCGCAGAACAGCCCUGA
This is a messenger RNA of Eimeria necatrix, 516 nucleotides long. RefSeq lists its product as hypothetical. The record is from RefSeq and is a predicted model, not a curated record. Bases 1 to 516 code for a protein of 171 amino acids. Lineage: Eukaryota; Apicomplexa; Conoidasida; Eucoccidiorida; Eimeriidae. The transcript is spliced from 2 exons.